UGUAACCCAUAGUUGUGUGCUGCUCUCGCCGUUCAUGGUAAUCGUGUUGGUGGUGGUGUGUGCUUGUCGCCGUUUUCUCCCCAACGCCUGCCAUGAGCGCCUGCGUGUGAUUUGAACACGACAGAGCACCUCGGAAACGAAAAGUGGUUGCAUUCUUCUGCGUGGCAAGCAGCAAGACAAAGGCAGGCAGGGUGGUGAGGAGGGGGGCCAUGAGUAGCGCUGCCGAGUGAGCAGGACAGUCACCCCCGUGACCCCUCUGUGCCCCCUGGUGGUCGUGCCUCGCCGGCAGUCAGGGGUCCCAGUGGCCCCUGCGUGGCCUCUGGCGCCAUGAAGAUCGAGCGCAGCCGGCUCAAGAAGAGCUCCUCGGAGGUGCCCCUGGACUGCAAGCUCCUGGUGGAGCGGCUGAAGAGCUGCACCCAGGAGGAGCUGCUCCAGGAGCUCAAAGCUGUCAAGAGCUGGAACUGGGGCAAAGUGAGUCAGUGUGAGCUGUACCACUGGAUCGAUGUUCUGGAUCUGUUUGACUCGCUGCUGGAGGCAGCGUGCCAGACUACACAUGAAGGCCAGUGGUGUCUGCCAUGUGACAGCCCUGGCCGAGAGCAGGAGAAGGAGCUGCUGUUGUAUAUUCUCCAGUUUACAGCCCUCCUGAUUGAACACAGUUUCUCCCGACACCUCUACAACUCCAUGGAGCAUCUAACGGCACUUUUGUCAUCAAGCGACAUGCAAGUGGUGCUGGGUGUCCUCAACCUCCUCUACGUUUUCAGCAAACGUUCCAACUUCAUCACAAGGUUAAACCCUGACAGGCGGCAGGCUCUCCUGACAAGAUUGACAUACCUAGCAGAGAACUGGGGAGGCAAAGAGAAUGGUUUUGGCCUGGCCGAAUGCUGUAGGGAACUUCCAAUGAGUAAAUUUCCAGCCAGUGCCACGACGCUUCACUUUGAGUUCUACAUGGAACCUUCAGAUGGCACGGGAGCCAAGAAACAGCCCUCCACCACCGUCUCCGUCAUCCACAUGGAAAAUGUGGACAAGAUUACGAACAAGAACCCGUCACAGAUCAUGGAGGAACUGCUCGAAACAUACGCCGUCCCGCCAGCCAAACAUAUGCUGCUGCUGACACAUGUUCGGUUAGCGCACAGCUUUUCCAGCUACCCAAAACGGCUACAGUGUGUCCAGGCACGGCUUCAAGCACUCUCCAUACUUGUGUACUGCAGCGCAAUCCAGGACAACAUCAACAGUCUCCUGUACAACGGCCUCAUUGAGGAGCUUGUGGACGUCCUCGAAUUGAAAGAUCCCAAUCUUAUAGAAAUCAAGGCUGCUUCUCUAAGAACGCUGACCUCUAUCAUUCACCUAGACCGUAAUCCAAAGCUUGGCGCCAUCGUGGAUGCGACAGGCGCAGCGUCGUACCAUGGCUUUCUCCCCGUGCUCGUCAGGAGCUGCAUUCAGUCACUCACAGAACCUGGUGCCGACCCGUUUCCCUUGCCCUUUGCCACGGCGCUAUUUUCGUUCCUGUACCACUUGGCCAGCUAUGAAAGUGGUGGGGAAGCGUUGGUGUCCUGUGGAAUGGUGGAAUCUCUCCUGAAAGUGAUUGGCUGGCACGGCACAGAGCCGGAGCACAUAACGUUUGUGACUCGGGCAGUGCGUGUCAUAGACCUCAUCACGGGCCUGGACAUGCAGACUUUCCAGGCUCACGGUGGCCUCAACAGCUUCAUUCGCCGACUUGAGCUGGAAGUGGAGCACUGUAGAAAGGAACAGCCAUUUGCCAUCCGGCCACGUCACCGGGAGCCAUCUGUCGCCUCAACGGAUGAAAACGCAGCCCAGGAGCCCACGCCAAUGGAAGUGGACCAGUCACCACGGAGUGAGCCAGUGGCCUCCACAUCAGCCAGGGGUGAUGUUGGUGUUGACAGCAUUGAAGGUGCAUUGCCGACAUCAGCCGUUGCAUCCAGCGAUGCAGACGAGGAACCAGAAAUCCGCAGAGGCCUUCAGUGCUUCCCUCAGCGGGCAGCCCUUCUCAAGUCGAUGCUCAACUUUCUCAAGAAGGCGAUCCAGGACCCAUCAUUUGCGGACAGCAUACGGCAUUUGAUGGAUGGCUCCUUGCCACGUUCGUUGAAGCACAUCAUUAGCAACUCGGAGUACUAUGGUCCGUCUUUGUUCCUAUUAGCCACCGACGUGGUCACAGUGUAUGUCUUCCAGGAGCCGUCACUCCUGUCCUCGCUGCAGGACAAUGGCCUCACAGAUGUUGUUCUCCAUGCCCUUCUAGUGAAAGAGGUACCAGCAACUAGGGAAGUCCUAGCGUCCCUACCCAACGUGUUCAGCGCAUUGUGCCUCAAUGCCCGGGGUUUGCAAGCUUUUGUUGCCUGUCGACCGUUUGAACGACUCUUCAAGGUUCUACUGUCACCAGACUACCUGGCUGCCAUGCGUCGGCGCCGUUCGUCAGACCCAAUGGGGGACACAGCAUCCAACCUGGGUAAUGCUAUGGACGAACUCAUGAGGCAUCAGCCGAGUCUGCGAGUGGAUGCCACAGCAGCUAUCAUCAAACUUUUAGAAGAGCUUUGCUCGGUGGGCCGCAACCCAGCUUUUGUGUGCUCGCGGCCGGCAGCCAAGAGUGAGGCCGGCGGAGUCUCUGGCAGCGGCGCCCAGGCCUCCAGUCACGGGGGCGGCGCCUCCGGGGGCGGAGCCGGGGGUCGAGGCUCGGGACUAGCCAACGAUGCAGGCUCCUCGGACGAGGAGGAAGAAGAGGAGGAUGUGGACCCGGCACCCACGGUCCCAUCAACACCGAAAGCGAACGAUGAAGGCAAGGCAGCGUCGGGCACUGGAGGUACCACUGCCGAGGCACGCACGCCCGUACCUCUGGUGGACUACAUCCUGAACGUGAUGCGGUUUGUGGACGCCAUUCUGAGCAACAACUCGACUGAUGACCACUGCCGCGAGUUUGUCCAGCAGAAGGGGCUCGUGCCCCUCAUGAGCAUCCUGGGUCUGCCCAACCUGCCCGUGGACUUCCCGGUCUCGCCGGCCUGUCAGGCAGUUGCGUCAGUGUGCAAGUCUAUCUUGAACCUGGCGCACGAGGCCCAGGUGCUGCAGCAGGGUCUCACCCACCUGGGCGCUGUGCUGGCGAGCCUUGAGCCCCUGCACAAGCCCCUGGAUCCUCCAGGGGGAUCGGUGCUGCUUGAAGAGCUGCUGGGGGCCCUGGCUGCCUCCCAAGGAGCGGCGGGUAGCGGCAGCGAAGGGGGCGAGGGCGGCGUGGCAACAGCGACGACGCAGCAGCAAUCGCCCCUACUUCAUGCGAUGGCUGCCACCCACGCCUACAUCGUGAUGUUUGUCCACGUCUGCCGCACAGGCCAGAGCGAGAUCCGAUCCAUCUCCAUGAGCCACUGGGGCUCUGAGCUGGGCCUGGGCGUGCUGCGGGGUCUCUCCCGCCUCUACACCUCCCUCGUCUGGGAGAGCACCGUGUUGCUGGCCCUGUGCAACGACUCUGCCCUGCCUCCCGGAUGCCCCUUCGGCCGCCACCAACUCCAGAGGCUGCAGGGCACACUGCAGAACAUGCCAGAUGCUGCAGCAAGCAAUUCUGGAACAGCCCUGGACGACUCACCGCCGCAGAAUGGUAUGGAGGUGGAUGUAGGAAUCGCCGACAGCCCUGGAGGGGCGGCAUCGUCCACCUCGGUCGAUGGCAAGGCCAACAAGGCUCGCUCGCAGGCAGCAGUCAAGCAAAUCAAGCCCUUGCUGACGGGGGCAUCACGGCUGGGACGCGCUCUCGCCGAGCUGUUUGGUCUCCUCGUUAAGCUGUGUGUGGGCUCCCCGAUGCGCCAGCGACGUGGUCAGCAGGUGCCGCCAUCCCCCACGGCGCCGUCCCCUUCUGCACGAGCGGUGGCUUCGGCGCUGACCCGACUGCUGGCCAACGGUCUGUCUUGGGAGCCACCCUUGACCUCUCCAAUGCCAAAGUUUAGGCUGACCUUCUACAUCUGCUCUGUCGGCUUCACAUCGCCGAUGCUGUUUGACGAACGCAAGUACCCAUACCAUCUGAUGCUACAGCGGUUUCUCUCUUCUGGAGGACAGGAUGCCUUCUUCGAGACAUUCCGUUGGGCACUGACGUGCGGCGGUAAGGUGCCUCUGAACGAAGGGCUGGAAAGCCCCGACCUGCCAGAGGGCACGGGCGAGUUCCUCGAUGCCUGGCUCAUGCUGCUCGAGAAGAUGGUGAACCCGCGCAUGGUGCUGGAGUCGCCCCACACACUGCCUGCCCGGUCGGCGACUUCCGGGGCGGUGCCGGCAUUCAGCCCCGUCCUCUACCUGAUCCAUACGCACAAGCGGGCCUUCGACGCCAUCAUGCAGCUCUGGGACCGCAAGCCCCUGAAGGUGUACGGCGACCGCAUGUCCGAGUCCAUGCUGGCCAUCCUCUGCCACCUGCUGCGUGGCGAAGGUCUCAUCCGGGACAAACUUGCCAAGGAAAAGGAAGCAGUGUCGGCAGUGGCUGGUUCGGGAGCAGCGGCCACCUCUGCAGUGUCGGAAGGUGCACUGCUGCAUGGUAGUGUCCGCUCCUCUAGGGGGGCCCUGGGAGCACCCUCGCACGAGGACAUCAACCAGGACCACCUGCAACAGCUGAUGGACAUGGGCUUCUGCCGAGAGCUGGCCACGGAGGCCCUCGCACACUCUGCUUCUCUGGAGCAGGCCACUGACUACCUGCUCAGCCAUCCGGCGCCCUUGGCGCCAAGUGCAUCUGGAGUCAUCCCAGGUGCUGCUGGAUCACCUUCGGGUGCCUCUGGACAGCCACUUGCGGACCUGCCUGGUUCUGACUUGGAGAUGUCGGAGGAAGACCAAAUGAUGCGGGCCAUUGCCAUGUCCUUGGGUGAAAACGUCACGGCAGGACAGGCUAAAGAAAGUGACAAAGUGAUGCGUGACGAAGAGGAGGACGAUGAAAAGGUCCAGCCGGAAGAGGAACCGGCUGAGCCGCAUGUGAUGGACCGCUUCACGGAGAACAUGCUGCCGGGCUGCCUGCGCUUGCUGGAUGCCCUGCCCGAGACGGUCUACCGUGUCUGCGACCUGCUGGGUGCCGUGGUGGCGCGCAACGGAGUUGUGUGGCGUGACCAGAUGCUUGCCAGCCUGCUCCAGGAGGUUCGGACUACUGUGACUUCCCUGUUGGAGAUAGCACUGCGGGACGACUUGCCACAGGCGGAGCAGGCUGUCCAACUUGCCACACUUCCCGUGGCCAACAUGGCUGCCGUCCGCAUCCACCUGUUCACCCUGCUCUUUGAGGAGAUGCGCCUGCCGUGUGCCACCCUGCUAGAGGAGCAGAGCCUAGUGGACCUUCUGGUGCAGCUGGUGGAUGCCGCCCAGCAGGUGCUGGUGCUGCCGACUCUGCCAAAGGAGCCACCCGCAACACCCAAGUGGCUGGUGUCUCUGAUCCUGCUUAUAGACUUGUACGAGAAGGCGUCGGUGGCAUCCAAGAGGAGAGCACCUCUGCUUCAGCUGCCCAAACGACAGUGGAAGUGGUUUGACGAUCGGACGGGUCGGUGGAACGCCUACACGGCUCUCAACAACAAAGCCAUCGACGAUGCGUACUGUGCCGUUGAACCGAGCGUACACUUCACAGCUGGCCGUCGCAAGUACACAGUGCAGUUUUCAACGAUGGUGCAGAUCAAUGAGGAAACUGGCAACUGGCGCCCUGUCAUGCUUGCCUGGGACGGCAAGCCGUCAGCGGCAACAAGUGCGCCGGCAGGUGGUUCGUCAGCCACCGCAAGCGAUGCCGGUGCUGGAACAAGUGCGGGCACUGGAGCUGCUGCCACUGCACCAACCAGUGCACCGCCCGCCACCACGCCUGCAACCACCACGCCUGCAGCCACCACGCCUGCAGCCACCACCCCUGCCGCCACCACGCCUGCCACCACCACCCCUGCCACCACCACCCUUGCAGGCACCAUGGCGUCUGCUUCUGUGCCAACACUGUCAUCUGCUUCUGCAGAUGCAGCGGGUGCAGUGGCUACUGCAGGAGCAGACUCAGGAAAUGCGUCGGCAUCGUCGACGACGCCCGUGACACCGACAACUGUGAAGGGCUUGAGUCCUCACCAGUGCUCGACAUUGAUCAGGUCCUGUGUCGGCCUGCUCAGCAUCCCUGUGGAGCCCGACACGCUGCACGGGGUGCUGCGGUUGUCUCUGCGGCUGACGCGGUGCCACGAGGCUGCGCAGGCAUUUGCCGCCCUGGGGGGGCCUCGUCUGUUGCUGGGCCUCACCCAGGCAUCGGCCUUCUCGGGAUUUGCCUCGCUCGCCUCGCUGCUGGUGCGACACGUGGUCGAGGAGCCGCCCACCCUGGCGCACGCCAUGGACAAGGUUGCACGCACCAUGGCGACAGCGGGGGGCAGUCCUGUGAGCUCCAAGGAGCUGCACUAUGUGCUGCGGGUGCUGGGUCCAGCCGCUUGCCGUGACCCGAAACUCUUCCAGGGAGUGGCCACCAACGUCCUUCGCAUCUCCCUUUUGCCGAUGUCCAAGAGAGCUGAAGAGGAGGAGAGCCGGUACACGAGCAGCAACGCUGUGCAGAUCCUCAAGUGUGUCGCGGCCAAGGGGCCAACGAGCCCGCCUCCCGUGGGUGACGUGGUUGCCCAGGUGAUGAGCGACCUGCUCAAUGUCCUGCCCACCCCGUUGCCCACACCACCGCCUCAGGAAGGUCAAGCAGAUGUGGCCUCUGACUCUAAUGGGAGCCCGCCCUCGUCCUCCAAUGGAGGAGUAGGAGGAGGAGCAGGUGGCACUGUGCCUGCUGACCUUGUGCGCGAGGGCAGCAGUGCCGACCUGCUGGACGAAGAGCCCGUACCCAACCUGGACCCGUCCGGGGGAGUGGAGGACAAGGGUGUGGGGCCUGCGGGGGGAAGCCGCCCUUUUGGCCCGGCCCCCAAGGAGGACAAGAGCCUGCCCCUGCUGCCCAAGUCGGCCGUAUGCCGGCUUCUAGCCGAACUGGUGCGCUCGUAUGCCCCGUGUGCCCGGAUGGUCGCCGAGCACGUUUACUCUGCGGGCCAGACGGAGCUUGUGCCGGAGGAGAUCAGCGCCCUGGGCUUUCUGCUGGACCAUCUGCUUCCCCAGUGCCAGAAAGCAGGCGACAAGGAUAGCCCCGCCUUGGCCAGAGUCCUGGUGGCUGCCUUGGCCUCGGCCAACCACUCUCCUGACACGCAGACCACCCUUGUUAUCGAGGUGAAGGCAGCCCUGCAGCGAGCACUCGCGCUACCAGAGACGGCGGAGAAGCAUGCCCGCAUCCAAGCGCUGACCGGUCUGGUCGGCACCAUGAUCGAGUCGUGUCCGCCUGCCCAGGCUGCCUCCUCCUUCCGGCAGCUUCAUGCUAGCAUGAACAACAUGGUGCGGGUGCUGCUACGCCGAGGCCUGGUGACAGACCUGGCACGCAUUCCGCACAACCUGGAUCUCUCCUCACCACACAUGGCUGCCACAGUCAACUCAGCCCUGAAACCCCUGGAGACCCUGUCUCGCAUAGUCAACCUGCCCUCGCAGGCGGCCCCCGGAAGUGGGCACCCCCGAGGUGGGCGAAAGGGGACGGGCUCUUCGCAGAGCGGAGGGGCAGGGCCAGGCGGCGCCGGUGGACCUGGGGGCGCAGCGGGCAGUUCCUCCCGCACACCGCUUCUUUUGGCCUCUCACGACGAGGGGAGGGAAGACGAGGAGGAAGUGCACGCACGAGUCGGCGACGAGGAGCACCGAGAGGGCGACGACGGGCCACCGCCUCUUGACCCUGUUGGGGGUCGAAAUGCUGAGAUGAGUUCUUCGGAGGCCACAAAUGCCUAUGGAGAUGUUACAGUAGACGACAACACUGACAGCGAAUCCCAUGCCGUCCCCGAGGAAGCAGUUGUCGUCUGCAGUGACAGCGGCACUGUUCUGAAUGAGGCUGAUGGUGUGGACCUGGUGGGCAUUGUGGAUGCCCUGCUGGACAGGGACCCCGAAAAUGCACCCGUCCUUGAGAGUGGCCUGACGGGCCGGGGCGAGCUAGCGCUCAGAGUUGAGGCACAAGAGGAACACGACUCGCAGAUGAUCUCGCAGCGUGAUAUUGAGGAAGUGCACCAGGAGACAACAGACUCUGAGAGCAACUCGGACUCUGGGCGCAGUGAAGACGAAGUUGAGCAGGACGAAGAGAAUGAAGAUGAAGGUGACGAGGAAGCUGAGGACGAGGAUGAGGAUGAAGAGGAGUACCAGGACCUGGAAGAAGCCCUGUUUCGAAUGCAGGACCGGGACGACAACCUCUUCUUCCACUUUGAGGAAGUGUUCCCGUCAUCCGGCACGUCCAUCAUGUUUGGUGGUUCUGAGGGCAUCCGCACUUACCAGCUGCCUAUUGUUCCUGAUGAAAGCAACAACGGUGCAGAGACGACCAGUCCGUCGAUUCCCCCGCCCCCGGGCACGGUGGCGAGCACGCACCCGCUUCUGGUGCGGCAUGGCGAUCCCCAGACUGGAGGUGGCCCCUCGUCGCGUCUGCACCGGCGCACCAGAGGUUUCCGUACCCAGGGUGCCACGCAUGGCGGCAGCAGUGGCACCUGGCAUGUGUAUGCCAACCGCCACCCCAACCCCCCUGCCAUACUGCAGAGGCUGUUAGGUCCCAACACAGCCCAGGACAUUCUUCAGCUAACGUCGACGUUCAACCCUGUCGCAUCAUCAACCGCCCAGACAAGGGUGGUGUUUGCCAACAGCGACUUCCGGAUACUCGCUACUGACGAGGACAUUUUUGAGAUACAGGAUCCGGGCACAUUUGUGUCAAGCAGCGGCACAGGAACCUUGGCAAACAUCCCCACAGCCCUGGUCCGUUGGACCGAGGAGUCUCGGGUCCUGGAUGGAGACAGCAUGCACGACUGCGUUGCAGGCCUGAAGCCGGCCAUCCUGGAAGUUCUGGAGAGGCAUCGAGACGAAGAACUAGCCGAGCGGCGGGAGAAGCGGUGCAAGCUGCAGGAGGCGCAACCGGCAGUGGCAACGACAUCGUCUGCAGCACCUGUUACCACCAGCACCACCUCGACGACGGCCACUGCGGUCGGUGCCCAAGCAGAAGACAGCAACCACAAUCAAGACAGUGAGCGCACCAUGAUGCUGUUGGGGCCAUGGCCAUCAACAACAGGCGCCUCUUCGACGACGACAACAGCCACGACCAGCAGCCGGAACAUUCCACCAGCCGACUUGGACGAGGUGAUGGCUGCGGCUUCGUCCCUCUCUGCAUAUGCUGCUCCCGUGUCACAGCCGCAGCAGACCUCCGUGACGGUGGCAACGGCGGCAGUGAGCGAGCCUUCGACAGUGUCUGCACGACUGGCAGCGAGGCCACCACCCGACCAAGAACCAUUGGCAUCUGAGCCAGGGGCAAGCGAGUCAUCCCUGGCUGGCACGGAACGCCUGGCAGCUUCAAUCGUGGAGCGGGUGCUGGGACCUGCGCUGUCCAUGACGGCCGAACCUGCAACCUCAAUGCCACCGGGUGCUCCGCCCAUGAGUUGGCUGGAGGGUUUGGGCAGCACGGCACUCUCGGCUGUGGCAAGCGCCCUCCAGCAGUCGAGCAGCUGUGCGGGCGGCCUCUUCGCAGCUGCAAGCCAGCCGUGCCCCAUGGACACUUCAGAGCCAACCACGACCACCACCACUACCUCGGGCGCAGCUGUGCCCUCUGAGGAGUUUGAAGAUGCUUUUAUUGCAGAUGGCCAGAACCUCAGCACAGACGAAGGAGACAGGGACACUGCAUCUCCAGACACAAGGGAAGCGGCUGCCAUUGUGGAGGACGUUGGCUCCGAGGGAUCGCAACAGCCAGCCGAGGAAGUGGAAGCCGGAGUUCCUGUGCCAGCACAGCCGCCCCCAGUACAACGUGCUGCUGAUGCAGCCGGGCCUUCUGUAUCCAACGAAUACGCAAGCAUCUUGGGUGAUGUAGAGAUUCCCGAGGGCGUGGACCCAUCUUUCCUGGCCGCCCUGCCCGAGAACAUCCGGCAGGAGGUGAUAGCAGAGCAGCUGAGGCUUCAGCGGCUGCGCACGCACGCCCAGCAGCAGCAGCAACAGCAACAGCAGGCGGCAGCCUCCUCUGCCGACGGCACUGCCACCUUCACUGAGGUCAAUCCAGAGUUCCUGGCUGCCUUGCCUCCCAGCAUCCAGGAGGAGGUGCUGGCACAACAGCGUGCCGAGCAGCAGCGGCUCGCCGCACAGAACUGCAACCCUGAUGCACCCGUGGACCCGGCCUCGUUCAUUCAGACCCUGCCGCCAGGGCUGCGGCAGCAGGUGCUGGCCGACAUGGAUGACUCUCUGCUGGCCCUGCUACCGGCAGAGCUGGCCUCUGAGGCGCACUCACUGCGGCGGGAACUUGAGGCCCGUCACCGGCAGAUGCAGGAGCGUUUCUUCUCCUCCCACGGGGGCACGGCUCUUUCACGCAUACUCCGGUCGGCAGCGGGCCGCAUGGGCACCCGCUACACGAUCCACACCGUGCCGCACCACCGGGGCCAGUGGACGUGGAACGCACUGUCCUCCCGGGGAGGUGCCGGUGGUGGCUCCUCUGGUGGUGGUGCGCUAGGCCCGCCGAGCUCUCAGCAGGCUCGUGGCCGGCAGCUGCUGGACCACGAGGCCCUGGCCUGCCUGCUGGUGUUGCUGUUUGUGGAUGAACCACGACUCAACACGGGCCGCUUGCACCGGGUGCUCCGCAACCUUUGCUACCACCCGCCUACGCGACACUGGGUUGUCAAGUCCCUCCUGUCCAUCUUGGAGAAGACUAAAGAGAACAAGCCCCUGGAGGCUGCCGGUGCCUCACUGGACAGCACGGCAAUUGCGGGCGCCAAUGCGGCCAGCCCCGGCUCGCAACAGCAGACGGCCCGAGGCAAGAAGCUGAGCAAGGGCCAGUCUGCUGGCCUCCAGCAGCAGCAGCCGUCGUGGCUCUCCAUCAGCCUGGACGCUGCGCUGGGCUGCCGCACUAGCGUCUUCCAGAUCGUGCGGCACUGCAGCAGCCGCCGCCCCUGCCCACAAGUCACCAUCCACCCCCAGGCGUCGCCGGUUGUCUGCCGGCAUGUUCUGGACACACUGAUCUCAUUGGCCAAGAGCUUCCCCGUCCAUUUCCUCCCGGAGAAAGUCCGUGGUGGACCACCAGGUGCACCGUCAAGUGGCAAGACAAAUGCGGGCGGCACCAGUGUCUCGUGCCGCCCAUCAUCGCGGUCAGCACCCUCGACAUCGGGCGUGACGUCACCGCUGGUGGCCGAGCCAGGCAAGGACGGUGACUUCUGGAGCGUUCUGGUACGGCUCGACUGCAACGCGUCGGGUGUCAGUGCUGGAAAGCGCACCCCCAAGGCGGCACCGCCAGAAGAGGAAGGCAGUGCGGGGUCUUUUGAGUCAUCUCCCUUGGCUCAGCUGAUCUCACUACUGGCGCACCCCGUCGUGAAACGGAGCUCUGUGCUGACAGACCGCCUGUUGCGGCUAUUGGCAUUGGUCUCUAUGGCGAUUCCAGACCAGGAGAAGAACAAACCACCGCCUGCCGCUGCUGCUGCCGCUGCUCCCACUCCAGCAGCGGCUUCUACGUCUAACAACACUGCGCUGGACCUUGACGGGGCUCUGCUGGGUCGGGCAACCGAGGUUCCUUCAUGCUCUCGGCAGGAGCAGCAGCAACAACCACAGCAGCAGCCGCCUUCACAGCCGCAGCCACAGCCACAGCCACAUCAUCCCCCCACAGUUGCCGAAGCGCUGGCAUCAUCAGUGGCGGCUGCAUCAGCAGCAGCUGCAGCUGCAUCAUCUACAGUGCCACCAGUUGUGCCAACUGCACCUGUGGCACCAACACCCGUAGCACCAACACCCCUGGCACCAACACCCCUGGCACCAACACCCGUGGCACCGGCACCCACUUCUCAGGCACCUGCAGCUUCAGCGCCUGCUGCAGAAAAGGCUGCCCCAAGCAAGCCCAUGGAGGUUGUGGCUAUGGAAGACGAUUCUCCACACGUGGAGAGUGUGGUGCUUGAACAGCACCUCAAGCUUGCAGUUGAGACGCUGACGUCGAAAGCCUGCUCAGAGGAGGGCUUGGAAGACGCAACGUCUCUGCUGGUGCGGUUGUCUCGUGGAUGCCCCUCUGCGCGGCAGGUGGUGCUGCGGCUGCUGCUCGAAGGAGCGCGGUCGCUGGGUGCCACCGUCGAGACCUCCAUCGCUGCCUUGCUGGCCGAGCUGAGAACUCUCAAUGCACGCCUUGCCUCUGAGCGCCUCGCCCUGGAGGAGAACGAGCGGGACGACGCCUAUGCCGCGGGGCGAGGUUCUACUGUGUCCUCGCCACAGCCUGGCACGUCAGGCAUCCGGACAACGGCAGGCACCAUUCAGGACCGGUUCACACAUUCAACGGUGGUGAUCACAGCACCGGGUGGCUCCGUGGCCGGACCUGGAGGUGCACCCAGCAGCCGCCUUCCUAAGGGUGGCCGCGAGUUGCAGCUUCCCUCGAUGGGGGCGCUCACCUCGAAGAUGUCCUCACAAGCGUUCUUCCUGCGGGUGCUCAAGGUGGUCAUCCAGCUGAGGGAGGCGGCACAGGGCAGCCUGCUGCAGCAGCAGCAGCAGCCAGCAAGGAGGAGGCUGUCGGGGGCGUGUGACAUUCCCGCGUCAGCAGAGCCCCUGGCCUUCUCGUGGUCAACAGACUCGUUCACCACCAGCACGCCGCUUGCCGAGCGCACGGCCUGCCCAGUGCAGCCUAACGCCAACAACCACAUGGAUGUCGAUGGGGCUGGCGCAUCUGGUAGUGCUGCUGCAGUUGCAGCCAAUGGGCAGAAUGCUUCCGCACAGCAGCCGUUGGCAGCGUCCACACCAACACGGCAAAAUUCUGUACCAGCACCAGAAGCUGGCACCACAGACGAGCCGUUGCCGCUAAGUGAGGAGCUGAGGCUGGAUUCGCUUUGGAGCACCCUCAGUGACUGCCUCCUUGAGUUAGCUGAAACACAGGACCAGCAUGCCGUACUGGUCCUCCAGCCAGCUGUGGAGGCUUUCUUCCUGGUGCACGCUAGCGCCCCUUCGGCAGCUGCAGCCACUGGCAGCAGUGCCACUGCAGGUGGCUCGCGAGAUGCAGCUCCCCGCCGGCGCGAGUACCGUUCGGAGAGCCGUGAGACGCAGCUGGCCCACAUCCACCAGGAGAUGGCACCCCUGUCGCCCCUGGCACAACAGCAGGACGGCCAGCCACCUGCCACGCCUGGCGCCGAGCGCCCCGCCGACGCCAACCUCCACCCAGAUGUCCAGAAGUUUCUGGGUUUCGCGGAGACGCACAGGACGGUGCUGAACCAGAUCCUGCGCCAGUCUAGCACCCCCCUGGCCGACGGCCCGUUUGCCGUGCUUGUCGACCACACGCGCGUGCUUGACUUUGACGUCAAGCGGCGGUACUUCCGGCACGAGCUCGAGCGGCUCGACGAAGGGUCUCGUCGAGAAGACCUGGCAGUUCACGUGAGGCGCGAGCACGUCUUCGAGGACUCGUUUCGAGAGCUCCACCGUAGGCCCCCGGAGGAGUGGAAGAACCGCUUCUACAUUGUCUUCGAGGGCGAGGAAGGCCAGGACGCCGGCGGCCUGCUCCGCGAGUGGUACACCAUCAUCUCCCGAGAGAUCUUCAACCCCAUGUACGCCUUGUUCACAACGUCGCCGGGCGACCGGGUGACUUACAUGAUCAACCCGGCGUCGCACUGCAACUCGAACCACCUGAGCUACUUCAAGUUCGUGGGGCGUGUGAUUGCCAAGGCAGUGUAUGACAACAAGCUCCUCGAGUGCUACUUCACGCGCUCCUUCUACAAGCACAUUCUGGGCAAGCCAGUAAAGUACACGGACAUGGAGAGCGAAGACUACUCCUUCUACCAGGGCCUGGUGUUCCUCCUGGAACACGGCGUUCGGGCGCUGGGAUACGAGCUGACCUUCAGCGUAGAGGUCCAGGAGUUUGGCGUUACUGAGGUGCGUGACCUCAAGCCUGGCGGCCGGCACCUGCCCGUCACGGAGGAGACGACCCAGGAGUAUGUGCGCCUCGUGUGCCAGGAGAAGAUGACGGGCGCCAUCAGGCGGCAGCUCAACGCCUUCCUCGAGGGCUUCUACGAGAUCAUCCCCAAGCGGCUCAUAGGCAUCUUCAACGAGCAGGAGCUCGAGCUGCUCAUCUCUGGCCUGCCCAGCAUCGACGUGGAUGACCUGCGGGCCCACACGGAGUACCACAAGUACCAGGCCACCUCUCUGCAGAUUCAGUGGUUCUGGCGUGCCCUGCGCUCCAUGGACCAGGCGGACCGGGCCAAGUUCCUCCAGUUUGUGACGGGCACGUCCAAGGUGCCGCUGCAGGGCUUCGCAGCCCUGGAGGGAAUGAACGGCGUCCAGCGAUUCCAGAUCCAUCGGGAUGACCGGUCCACUGACCGGCUGCCGUCGGCCCAUACUUGCUUCAACCAGCUGGACCUGCCAGCUUACGAGACUUACGACAAGCUGCGCACCAUGCUGCUCAAGGCCAUCCAGGAGUGCACCGAAGGUUUUGGCUUUGCUUGAGGGAGCGGACGACAUUGUGACAGGAGGCACGUUUCUCCACCGCUGCUGUUCCUGCUUCCACCAGCACCCCCUCCUCCUUUAUUUGUGAUGUGUACAGACAGGAAUGCAACAGAGCCACAAACUACCUACCAACCUCUCUGAUUUCAUCUCAAAAACAAAACGAAAAAAAUGAGAAUGACGACUACCGCCAUGCCUGUACCCUGCUACCCUCGCUACCGCCGGAGUACCAACUACCAUGUACUACCAGCCUUGUCCAGCUUGUCACAUUUUUUUUUUUUUUUUACAUUUUUUUAUGUUUAGGAUUUAACUCUCUUCGUCCCUCGUUUCUGUCUCUCUUGUACAGUAUUAGGGUUCCCUCUAUUGCUCCAUAGAGCAGCAAGCAUAUGGACUUUGCCAGUAGCUUUUUCUUUUCUUUUCUUUUUUUUUUUUUUUCAGCCCCUUCUGUCCGCCCGACCUGUCCCAACCUUUGACAGUGUCUUCAUUUUGUCCACUGACGGCAAAAGUUGGCUGCAUGUCUAUAGGAGAUUGUAUGUAAUGGCUGGGGUUUUUUAUAUACAUACUUAUAAAUACUACGAGCAUUCUAUGGCCAGAAAUGUGCGUGUGUUUAUUUCAGACUUGUAUGUUUGUUUUCUUUCUUCCCCUCCGCGGUGCUGUGGGCGGAGGCGAAGCUCUUGUGUUUUUUAAUGUGGUGUCGUUGAGGGGAUGGUGUGCUGCUCGGAGAAGAAAAAUACACUGGCUCUUUCUAUUUA
This is a messenger RNA of Dermacentor andersoni, 15185 nucleotides long. RefSeq names its product HECT, UBA and WWE domain containing E3 ubiquitin protein ligase 1 (gene HUWE1). Gene Ontology annotation, biological process: protein polyubiquitination; ubiquitin-dependent protein catabolic process. NCBI's taxonomy places the organism in Eukaryota, Metazoa, Arthropoda, Arachnida, Ixodida, Ixodidae. Gene Ontology annotation, molecular function: ubiquitin protein ligase activity; zinc ion binding; protein binding. The record is from RefSeq and is a predicted model, not a curated record. Gene Ontology annotation, cellular component: cytoplasm; nucleus.